Molecule: messenger RNA, 1077 nt
Organism: Elephantulus edwardii (Cape elephant shrew)
Lineage: Eukaryota; Metazoa; Chordata; Mammalia; Macroscelidea; Macroscelididae
Gene: MEST
Product: mesoderm specific transcript
Exons: 12
Coding region: 1-966 (321 amino acids)
Molecular function (GO): catalytic activity
Source: RefSeq, a predicted model, not a curated record
AUGGUCCGCCGUGACCGCCUGCGCAGGAUGAGGGAGUGGUGGGUCCAGGUGGGGCUGCUGGCGGUGCCCCUGCUGGCCGCCUACCUGCACAUCCCACCCCCUCAGCUUUCUCCUGCUCUUCACUCUUGGAAGUCAUCAGACUCGGUGGGUGUGGUCGGGAGCCCGGAGAUCGUGGUGCUGUUACACGGCUUCCCGACGUCCAGCUACGACUGGUACAAGAUCUGGGAAGGUCUGACCCUGAGAUUCCAUCGCGUAAUUGCACUUGAUUUCUUGGGCUUUGGCUUCAGCGACAAACCGAGGCCGCACCACUACUCCAUCUUCGAGCAAGCCAGCAUCGUGGAGGCGCUCCUGCGGCAUCUGGGGCUGCAGAAUCGCAGGGUCAACUUGCUGUCUCACGACUAUGGUGACAUCGUGGCCCAGGAGCUGCUGUACAGGUACAAGCAGAAUCGAUCUGGGCGGCUGACCAUCAAGAGUCUCUGUCUGUCAAAUGGAGGUAUCUUUCCCGAGACUCACCGCCCGCUCCUGCUCCAGAAGCUCCUCAAAGACGGAGGCGUGCUGUCGCCCAUCCUCACACGCCUGAUGAACUUCUUCGUGUUCUCUCGAGGUCUGACGCCCGUGUUUGGGCCCUACACCCGGCCCUCUGAGAGUGAACUGUGGGACAUGUGGGCAGGGAUACGCAACAAUGAUGGGAACUUGGUCAUUGACAGCCUCUUGCAGUACAUUAAUCAGAGGAAGAAGUUUAGAAGACGCUGGGUGGGAGCCCUGGCUUCCGUAACAAUUCCUAUUCAUUUCAUCUACGGCCCAAUGGAUCCCAUAAAUCCCUCCCCGGAGUUUUUGGAGCUGUACAGGAAAACGCUGCCGCGGUCCACAGUGUCGAUUCUGGAUGACCACAUUAGCCACUACCCACAGCUAGAGGAUCCCAUGGGCUUCUUGAAUGCAUAUAUGGGCUUCAUCAACUCCUUCUGAGGUGGAAAGUGUAGCUUCCCUGUUGCCUCCCCUACUCCCUAUCUGUUGUGUAUGCCCAAGGAGGCCCUGGCCACUAAAUGCCACUCUGAUAAAGUCCACUUCCCUCACAUU